This is a messenger RNA of Mangifera indica (mango), 3724 nucleotides long. Its product is annotated as TNF receptor-associated factor homolog 1b-like. Bases 196 to 3483 code for a protein of 1095 amino acids. The record is from RefSeq and is a predicted model, not a curated record. The transcript has 13 exons. NCBI's taxonomy places the organism in Eukaryota, Viridiplantae, Streptophyta, Magnoliopsida, Sapindales, Anacardiaceae. Gene Ontology annotation, molecular function: protein binding.
UCAGGCAACAAAUCUUCGUUUUUGGUCCUGCUUUCUCUUCUCAUCUCUUUGCUGCUCCUUGUAUUGGACCUCUCUCUAUCUUUCUCUCUUCUCUCUAAAAUCUCAAAGAGCUGUCAUAACCCAAUUUGGGAACAGCGCUCUGUUCUUGGGUUUCAGGGAGUGGAGUCGAAGGAGUGUGGGGGAAGGAAUUCUGAAAUGGCGGGGGUUUCGAGUGAGGAGGCUGGAGUGGGAAGGUCUGAGGAGGGGAUUUCGAGUGGACAGCGUUGCCAAUCAGGGGAUGCACUAGCAGAGUGGCGGUCUUCUGAGCAGGUGGAGAAUGGAACUCCCUCUACUUCGCCCCCUUACUGGGAUACUGACGACGACGAUGAUGGCUGGCCAAAACCUUCUGAGUUAUAUGGAAGGUACACGUGGAAGAUAGAGAAUUUUUCACAGAUUAGCAAACGAGAACUCCGUAGUAGUGCAUUUGAAGUUGGUGGCUACAAAUGGUAUAUUUUGAUUUAUCCCCAGGGCUGUGAUGUUUGCAAUCAUCUCUCCUUGUUUCUUUGUGUUGCGAAUCAUGACAAACUCCUGCCAGGCUGGAGUCAUUUUGCUCAGUUUACAAUAGCUGUUGUAAAUAGAGAUCCAAAGAAAUCAAAAUAUUCUGAUACUUUACAUCGGUUCUGGAAGAAAGAGCAUGACUGGGGUUGGAAAAAGUUCAUGGAGCUAUCAAAAGUGUCUGAUGGGUUUAAAGAUGGUGACACUUUGAUUAUAAAGGCUCAAGUUCAAGUCAUAAGGGAGAAGUCAGAUCGCCCUUUUCGAUGCCUUGAUUGUCAGUAUAGGAGAGAACUUGUGAGGGUAUAUUUGACAAAUGUAGAACAAAUAUGUCGGCGUUUUGUGGAAGAAAGACGAGGGAAGCUUGGGAGGUUGAUAGAGGACAGAGCUCGGUGGUCAAGCUUCUGUACUUUCUGGUUGGGAAUUGACCAAAAUGCAAGGCAACGUAUGUCUAGAGAGAAAACAGAUGUAAUUCUGAAAGUAGUUGUGAAACACUUUUUUAUAGAAAAGGAAGUCACAUCUACUUUGGUAAUGGAUUCCUUGUAUAGUGGAUUGAAGGCUCUUGAAGGGCAGGGCAUGUGCAAGAAAGUGAGGCCAAAGUUGUUGGAUGCUGAGGAAACACCAGCUCCUAUUGUUUAUGUAGAGAAUGAUAUGUUUGUUUUGGUGGAUGACGUGCUGCUGCUACUAGAGAGGGCUGCCUUGGAACCAUUGCCACCAAAAGAUGAGAAGGGUCCUCAAAAUCGUAUGAAGGAUGGUAGCUCGGGGGAAGACUUUAACAAGGAUUCAAUUGAGCGGGAUGAAAGGCGACUUACAGAAUUGGGGCGUAGGACUGUGGAAAUUUUUGUCCUUGCCCAUAUAUUCAGCAAUAAAAUUGAAGUUGCCUAUCAGGAAGCUGUUGCAUUGGAGAGGCAAGAAGAGCUAAUUCGUGAAGAGGAAGCAGCAUGGCUGGCUGAAAGUGAGCAGAAGGCUAAACGUGGUGCAGCUGAAAAGGAGAAGAAAACAAAAAAGAAACAGGCUAAGCAGAAACGGAACAAUCGCAAAGGGAAAGAAAAAAAGAGGGAGGAAAGGCCUAGUGCUGGUAAUUUGGACAAGCAUGAAGGAGAAAACCUGAGUGAAGAGAAAAAGGAAUCCAUUUCAGAAGAUGCUCAGCCUGUGCUUGAAAAGCCUGACAUGCUGGAAGAUAUUUCAGAUGUUUCUGAUUCAGUGGAUGGAGUUGCUGAAGUGCUUCAGCCUGAUUCAGAAGACAGGGAUACUGAUGCAUCUGAAGUUACUCCUGCCACAGAAGCCAGUAGCAGUGGAAUUUGUAGCCUAUCAUCUGUGCCAAAUGGUAUGGUUGAAAAAAGGAUUCUAAUGGAUGAUAGUUCAUCAACGUGUUCUACUGAUUCAGUCCCAUCAGUUGUGAUGAAUGGACCCUAUAGAGGGAACACCUUAAACUACCAAAAUCAAAAGUCACCUUGCAGAGGGAAGAACCAACGAGGUAAGGUGACACAUGAUGGUAGUAAUUGGGCAAAUGAAUCGGAUGAUCAGCCUUCUAGGUCUGCUACAGAUGCUGGGGAGCAUAAUGGUGUCUCUGAAAGCAAUAAGGAAGUCGUUCCAGUACAAAAGAAACUGAUUAGCAAAGUUCCAGUGGAUACAGAAAGACCUAAAGAGAAGACAGCAGUAUCAUCCUCUCCAAGAAGCCCACCUAGAAAUAUGCAGUCCACUGCUCAAUUGAAGUCAGAUCCGAAGAGUGCUGCCACUGCAGAUCCCGUUCCAAAUAUGAAAGCAGCUUCAAAUGGUCUGCAACAGACUGAUCAAGUAGCAGAAUUGAAUUCUUCAUCCCAAUCAACUAGCAGGGUUAGGUCUGAGAUCCAGAAGGCUGCUGUGUCAAAGCCGUCUGAAAAACCUCUGGAACAGAAGCCACCUAUGAUGUCAAGGCCUUCUAGUGCCCCUCUUGGCCCCGGCCCUCGCCCAGCUGCUCCUGUUGUUUCCAUGGUGCAUACUUCCCCACUACUUGCCCGUUCAGUUAGUGCAGCUGGGCGGUUAGGUCCUGAUCUCUCACCUGCUACUCAUAGUUAUAUUCCCCAGUCCUAUAGAAAUGCCAAAAUCGCAAGCCAUGUUAGUUCAAGUUCAUCUAGUUUAACUCAUCCCGGUUCUCUUAGUUUGGGGGUGAGUCCAUCACUUGCAUAUUCACCACAGCCUCCCAUGGUAUCUGCACCUAUGUAUAUACCCCAGAGCUCAGAAAGGAUGGAGCCAAACCCAGUCCAGUCAGGCUUUCCUUUUGGCAUGGUAUCUCGGGAUGUCUUACUGAAUGGGCACCAUUGGGUUGAUAGUUCCCAAAGGGAUGGCAACAGAAUGAUGCACCCUGAUCCUUCUUCCCUGGUCAAUGAUAUGCAAAACCUUGACUUAUACAAGCCUGUGCCCUUGGGACCCAGGGAGCACUUUUCUAAUGAGUUUCCUGCCUCUACAUCUGGAAGACACACCCAAGGUGGUUUGGCAGAUGAAUUUCCUCACCUUGAUAUCAUCAAUGACCUGCUUGAUGAAGAACACGGAGCUGGGGUGGCAGCUAGGGCGAGCACAGUCCUUCAGUCUCUCAGCAAUGGACCACACAUUUUAAAUCGACAGUUUUCUUUCCCAGGCGAUAUGAGGAUUUCAGGUGACUCAUCCAGCUCAUGUAGGUUUGAAAGGACAAGGAGUUACCACAAUGACGGAUUCCAGCGGGGGUAUAGUUCUUCUAGCAGCCAUUAUGAUUCAGCAAGGGAAUAUAUUCCCCAAACAAGUGCAGUGCACUAUUCAAAUGGGCAAAUAGAUGGAAUGGUUCCAACUCUCUGGCAGAUGACCGGUUCUGAUCUAUCAUUACUAGGUGUGAAGAAGGGGGAAGGUGACGGUUAUCCCUAUUUACACCCAGAGUAUUCAAAUCUGUCAUGUGGUGUUAAUGGAUACACGGUAUUCAGACCUUCAAAUGGAAAGUAAAGGAAGUUGCAACGGAUUUAGCCCUCCAAUUUGAGGGUUAUUUUUCCGUUGUAAUAAUGUAUUUGAGGGAAUUGUUGGGUAUUAGAUUUGGAGUGAGGAUGUAAUCUUUCCUUGAGGAGAAUGCUGUUUUGUAAAGAGUGUUUCUGCCUUUGUUUUAUCAAGUUAUUUAGUUUUUUUCCUUAGAAAAUGAGGCCGUGAUGUGUUUUGGUUUUUGGUUAAUGGUUGAUAAAUUUGAUUUAAA